Messenger RNA from Dovyalis caffra, 348 nucleotides. The record is from the annotation of a GenBank genome assembly. NCBI's taxonomy places the organism in Eukaryota, Viridiplantae, Streptophyta, Magnoliopsida, Malpighiales, Salicaceae.
AUGACCCCGGAAUCAGCUGUAAACACCAUUGAUUCUAUGGAGGUUACUCGUAGGAGCCAGAAGCCACCGAAGCUUAAGUUAAGAGAGAAAAAGGGUUGUCUUAUAGAUGUGACUAGAAAUGGCAUAUUGGCCAUCGUUGCAAAAAUAAAGAGCUUCACGUACUGCCUGGUCGGUGAAGACCGAGAGGGCGAUAGGGGAGUGGAGGAUACACUAGCAAUCGAGGGGAUAAACGAGGCCGAUUUGGAGGGAGUGGAGUUAUCCUUGAACUCGAUAGUGGGAUUAUCUAAACCACGAACCUUAAAGUUGUAUGGGCGGAUCUUAGGCACUCGCUGUGGUAAUGUUGAUUGA